Messenger RNA from Myxozyma melibiosi, 2023 nucleotides. RefSeq lists its product as uncharacterized. Bases 77 to 1798 code for a protein of 573 amino acids. The transcript has 9 exons. Gene Ontology annotation, molecular function: acyl-CoA dehydrogenase activity. The record is from RefSeq and is a predicted model, not a curated record. Lineage: Eukaryota; Fungi; Ascomycota; Lipomycetes; Lipomycetales; Lipomycetaceae.
CUUGAAGAAGAGCAUUUGUUGUAUUUGUCUUUGAUAUUCUUUUACUUAUAACCACUUAGUAUAUAUUAUCAGCACUAUGGCAGCAGCUUCGGCAUCUUCCGGAUUUAUCCAAAGCACACCGCAGUUGCGGAACCAAUUCACCUCUGAUCCAAGUCUCCAGCGAAUAUUUACCAAUCGUCUACCGAAAGAAGUCUCAGAAGAUGUUCUUUCUGACCUACACGACUUCGGCCAGUAUGUCGUGUCUGACGAGAUCUUUGACUAUGUUCAAGAUGCCGAGAGCAAUCCACCUACGGUCGAGACGUAUGAUGCUUUCGGAAACAGAGUGAACAGAUUAAGAACAUCCUAUGGUUGGAAGAAGGAAAAAGAUCUAGCUGCAUCGCAUGGAAUCAUCGCAGCAGCAUAUGAGCGAAAAUACGGUCAAGACAGUCGAGUAUACCAGUUUCUUAAGUACUAUCUAUACGCACCCUCGUCCGCUUUGUUCACAUGUCCUCUGGCAAUGACCGACGGUUGUGCCCGAGUACUGGAGAUCUACGGCGUCAGGCGCGAUGUCUUUGACCACCUGACAAGCCGCGAUCCAUCAAACUUCUGGACCUCAGGUCAGUGGAUGACUGAGAGAUCUGGCGGCUCAGAUGUCUCCGGAACGGAAACGUACGCUACCAAGCUACCGGGAACUGAAAACAAGUACGAAGUCAGUGGUUUCAAAUGGUUUUCAUCUGCCACAGACUCGCAAGUAGCCCUUCUUUUGGCUCGGGAACACGAGAAGGGUAAACUGAGUUGCUUCCUGGGUGAUAUCAAAUCCGGAGGUGCAAAUAUAGUACGGCUGAAGAACAAACUUGGCACAAAACCUUUACCAACAGCUGAACUGGAACUACGCAAUCUGAAAGCGGAGUUGAUUGGCGAUCGCGAAAGAGGUGUUGCAGUGAUUUCAGCGGUAUUGAACAUUACUCGAAUUCAUAAUAGUGUUAAUGCUGCGGCUUUCCUACGCCGUAGCUUGGAGAUUGUCAAGGAAUUUUCCUUAGUUCGCAAAGUAUUUGGUCAGCCUUUGCAUACAGUAGCUUCGCAUGUGCACACAUUGGCCGAUCUCGAGGUUCGUCAGAAUGCUCUCAUGCAAAUCACCUUCCGUUGUGUUGCACUUCUCGGGAAAUCAGAGUGCGGCAGUGCUUCAGCAGACGAGCUGUUUUUAAUGAGGUGCCUGCCUUCGCUUGUAAAAGCAUAUACUGGAAAGCGCGCCCUUGCUGGAGUUUCAGAGUGCAUGGAAGCGAUGGGCGGUGUUGGGUAUCUCGAAAAUGAGCCUGCGCUGAACAUUGCUCGCUUGGAGCGCGACGCCCAGGUGCUGACUAUUUGGGAGGGCACGACAAACGUAUUGUGCGACGAUUUCGUCAGUGUUGUCCAUGCAAAGGCACAGCACUCGGUGUCUGCAUUCCGCAGAUUCUUAGAAAAAACACUACAGAACAGCGACCGAUCACUUUCAGAACAGAUCUUAGGAUCCUUUGAAGUAUGGGCAAAGUAUAUCCAAGGCAGUACACUAGCAAGCCUGCGCUCGCGCGGUCGAGCUGUGGGUUUCUACUUUGCAGAUAUCGUAUCUGCUGCACUAUUAAGCGAAGAUGCAGCGUUUGACAAUGAUCCUCGAGCUGUGGAAAUAGCUAGGCGGUAUGCCGCUCGUCUGUCGGGAAGCGACCCGCUAGCCAAGUUUUCAGAGAACUCUGCGAGCGACUAUAAUACGGCUGCGGUUUUCCACAACGAUUAUCUCAUUGUCUUUGGAAAACCGCCAGAGAAGGAUCCGCGAAGCAAGCUGUGAGGGUGUUUAAACUUUAACUUAUCGGAGGAGCCUAAUCGGCCGGGGUAGAAUACCAAUGAACACGCCUGCAAAAACAACAACGCUCAAUUAAUAUUGAAGUUUUCUCAAUAAGAAAUGCAAUUGUAAAACAUACAAUCAAUAACAAAGAACAGCAAGCCUCCUGACUGCCCCAGACCGACCGAGCAGACAAAAGAGCCGGCAAAAGAUAAGGCUGCUUAUCGGAUC